Molecule: messenger RNA, 2079 nt
Organism: Astyanax mexicanus (Mexican tetra)
Lineage: Eukaryota; Metazoa; Chordata; Actinopteri; Characiformes; Acestrorhamphidae
Gene: ackr4b
Product: atypical chemokine receptor 4b
Exons: 2
Coding region: 476-1624 (382 amino acids)
Biological process (GO): chemotaxis; immune response; G protein-coupled receptor signaling pathway
Cellular component (GO): membrane
Molecular function (GO): chemokine receptor activity; chemokine binding; scavenger receptor activity
Source: RefSeq, a predicted model, not a curated record
GCGUCAUAGACCAAACACACCUUGAGUUCAGAUCAACACCCACACAAACCGAUUCCACACAAAGUUCUCAUCAAUUUAGAACUAAACCACAUUUACAUUUACAAAAAAUCAGACAAAUUCCUCCAGGAGGAAAUGGAACAAAAAGCGAAAGAGAGAAGGAAACCCGAGGAGAACGAGGAAGCUGAUGAGGGCUGUGGCCAGAGAGGAGGAGAAUCCUGCUCCCUCACUGACUGUCUCUCUCUUUUUCCCACGUGCAAGCAAACACACACACACACACACCAGCGAGUGCAUACACACACACAUGCGCUCUCGCACGGAGGCAUCUCAGUCAUCCAGCCUUUCCAUUCCAGCACACUGAGGAGAGUUUCUCUGAAAGACUCCAGACUGCCGGCUCCUCUGAGGACAGCAAACACACACUUACAUACACACUCACACACUCAGAGACGAACAUACACAGCCUGCGAUUAAGGCCAUCAUGGACUCCCAUCAAGAUUUUGAGGACUUUGGGGACCAUACCAACCACAGCUCAAACGAAACCGAUUACUACGAUGAAAACUACGGAGACUUCCACACUGUGUGCGACAAACACGAUGUCCGUUCUUUUGGUGGCACCUUCCUUCCCAUAGUGUACGCUCUAGCCCUUGUGGUGGGCCUGGCCGGAAACUCAAUGGUGGUCUUCGUCUACUUGUCCAGAAAGCGCUUACGAACCCUGACAGACGUUUUCAUACUGAACCUGGCCUUUGCAGACCUAUUACUGCUCUUCACCCUGCCUUUUUGGGCAGCGGACGCAGUCAACGGCUGGGAGCUCGGCAUCCCUGCCUGCAAGAUAACCUCGGCCCUGUACACCACCAACUUCAGCUGCAGCAUGCUGCUGCUAGCCUGCAUUAGCGUGGAUCGCUACCGGGCACUAGCUCAAGGCUCCACGAGUGCCCAUGGACCAUCUGGAAGUAACCCACGCAGAAAGAGGGUGAUACUGUGCCUCUUGGUCUGGGGGGCUGCCUGUAUCUUCGGUUUGCCGGACAUGGUGUUGGUCACAGUCAAGUCUCACGCUGGUGGGCGUCAGGCCUGCAGGGCAGUGUACCCUCCUAGCAUGGCGCGAGCCGCUAAAGCCACCUUGGAGCUUCUGGAAGUGACUCUAAGCUUCUUGCUGCCAUUCCUGGUGAUGAUGUUCUGCUACUGGAAAGUCGGUAAGGCCUUGAGCCAGGCGGCAACUUCCGGAGUGAGGGGUGGAAAGCGCUGGAAGGCUUUUCGGGUGCUGAUUGCCGUAGUCGGGGUGUUUCUUCUGACCCAGCUGCCUUACAACGUGGUGAAGCUCAUACGUACAAUGGAUGUGAUCUAUGCUGUUGUGACGGAGUGUGAGGUAAGCAAAGGACUUGACCGGGCCAAUCAAGUGACGGAGAGCCUAGCCCUCACACACUGCUGCCUGAACCCUGUACUAUACAUCUUCAUCGGAUCAUCCUUUAAAGAGCGUGUGUUGAAGAUUGCUAAGCGUUGUGGACAGACCGGGAGACGCUACCGGCAGGGUACUGACCAGCCCGCAGUGGAGAUCUCUCUGAAACCAUGUACGCAAUACGAGGCACACUCCGAGUCAGAAGAGGAAGACACCAGUACCUUCACCAUCUAACUUGAGGGAUUGACCGAUGUCCAGGGACAAACAUUUGCAUUGGUUAAUUGGACAAACACUGAUGUUUUACAGGACAGUUGUUAGGUAUAGCAAAUGCUAAACAAGUCAAACUACCAGGUACAAAUCCCAUAUUUUGGGAUUUGUUUUAGAGAAUGCUGAUAAAACUAACUGGAAUAUAUUGUUAUCAUUAAAUUAUCAACGGUAGAUAAACAGUAAUCACACAGCAGCAUGUGGCUAGUUUUAGCUACACCUAUACAUCCCUGUACAUAACGGUACCCCCAACAUAAGGGGUAACCAAAAUCAGCCGGGAUCUGACGCCAUACUGCACCAUCCAGUGGAAGACGACCUACAGAUUAAAAACUUAAGUACAGCAUUCAGCUUUUAACAUCUCAAAGCAUAUUAUUCUCUUCCUAUAAGAAAAGGCAACGUGACUGGACGUUAUAGGUAAAAGAAAC